Anoplopoma fimbria (sablefish) is the source of this 4627-nucleotide messenger RNA. It is a transcript of the gene efnb2a, whose product is annotated as ephrin-B2a. Gene Ontology annotation, molecular function: ephrin receptor binding. Lineage: Eukaryota; Metazoa; Chordata; Actinopteri; Perciformes; Anoplopomatidae. Gene Ontology annotation, cellular component: plasma membrane. Gene Ontology annotation, biological process: axon guidance; ephrin receptor signaling pathway; blood vessel morphogenesis. The record is from RefSeq and is a predicted model, not a curated record. Bases 51 to 1058 code for a protein of 335 amino acids. The transcript is spliced from 5 exons.
UGGUGAUCUUGAGGAGGAUUGUGCACUAACCGGAGGCGCGCAGGCUAACCAUGGGGGACUCGAUGUGGAGAUAUUAUUUCGGAGUUUUGUUUAUUGCCUUCAAAGUGGACUUGUGCCGGGCGAUCAUCCUGGAGUCCAUCUACUGGAACACAACAAACACCAAAUUCGUGCCAGGCCAAGGCGUGGUAUUGUACCCCCAGAUCGGGGAUAAGUUGGACAUUGUGUGCCCCCGCGUGGAUGGCGGGAUGAGCGAUAGCGUGGAGUAUUACAAGGUAUACAUGGUGCCUAGGGAGCAACUGGAGAGCUGCACCAUCACCAAGGCCGACACUCCACUGCUCAACUGCGUCAAACCCGACCAGGACGUCAAGUUCACCCUCAAGUUUCAGGAGUUCAGCCCUAAUCUAUGGGGCCUGGAGUUCUUCAGGGGGAGAGACUACUACAUCAUCUCUACAUCUAACGGCACCAUGGAGGGCAUCGACAACCAGGAGGGAGGAGUGUGCAAGACCAAGUCCAUGAAGAUAAUCAUGAAAGUGGGACAAAAUCCCUCUGACCCUAUUUCACCCAAAGACAACCCCACCAGAGUACCCUACUCGCCCAAGCACUCAGAUGGCAAGGAGACCUACAACCUAAACGACGUUCUGGAGAAACCAGGUGUAGCGCCCAGAGAAAGCAAUGACAAUGACAACAAUGGGAAGUCCUCCAGCGUCAUCGGCUCCGAGGUGGCCAUCUUCGUCGGCAUCGCCUCGGGCAGCGUCAUUUUCAUCAUCAUCAUCAUCAUGCUGGUCCUGCUGCUGCUCAAGUACCGCCGGCGGCACCGCAAGCACUCGCCGCAGCACGCGACCACGCUGUCUCUGAGCACGCUGGCCACGCCCAAACGGAGCGGAGGCGGUGGGAACAAUAAUGGCUCGGAGCCCAGCGACAUCAUCAUCCCGCUCAGGACUGCUGACAGCGUCUUCUGCCCGCACUACGAGAAGGUCAGCGGCGACUACGGCCACCCGGUCUACAUAGUUCAGGAGAUGCCGCCCCAGAGCCCGGCAAACAUCUAUUACAAGGUCUGAGGUGGAACAUUUAAGAAGCAAGAGACAAACUGGAACAAUCCCGGGCAGAGCGGGUUUUUAGUUUCGGUUGGCGCCAAAAGCACGCCUGCAAUCACUCUCGCUCUUUCUCUCUUUGUCGACUCCUCCUCCUCGUCUCUGAUGUUUUGUCACUACUUUUUUCUUUAUCAAAGCUUGGUUUGGUCCCAUUGGGUGCGGACGGGAUGGGUGGAGGGCCAGAGAGAAGGCUACAGCUGCUGCUCUCUGGGGCUCUUUGGAAGUGGACAGGACCAUCUCUUCCCCGAUGCGGCUCCCCUUUUUCUUUCUGAGGGAUCAGAGAGUAAGACAGAUGAACAGCGUGGUUGUUUUUCUUUGUCUGGGAUGGGAGCGAUAGACGAAUGUAUGAACAUGAAGGUUUACUGGCAUGAGAGGAGGGGAGGGAAUCUGUGGCUUCACCAUAAGAGAGACUACUGCUUGGAAAAAGAGAGGGGAGACAAAAACGAAAAAAAAACGAGUGAGGAGGAGAUGUAAAGGAGAAUAUGGGCUGACCAUGAACUCACAAAAUGGCUGCCCUCCCUUGAUGCUCACUAGCCUGAGAGACUCUGUGGAUUCACCAGUUGGAUGAGGAGAACGGAGAGAGAUUCUCUGCUCUCUGGGACUUUCCUGGCCGACUCACGGAGAUCACCAUUCACCCUGCCACCCACAUGCUCACCAUCACAUACACACACACUCACCCACGUGCACAGACACACUGUCUCACCGGUCAAUGUGAACUGUUUGGGUUUAAGUGUGGGUUUGCUCCAUUUCUCCCAGAUAUGCUUUCAGCAAAUCACUUCUUUCAGAUGUUACUUGAAGGUCUUGAGGAAGAAAAAUUGUUUUUUUUAUACUGUCAACAUUUAUUGAUCUUGUUUCUCGAUCUUUUGUUUUCUGGUUUUCAUAUCCUGGUGUAGUUAAAAAUGCUGAUAGAGGUUUUCUUUUAAUUUAGUGACAAGUGAAAUCGUAUGUGACGUUCAAACACAAGUUAUCGUACAGUGGCUAGGAGUGGCGAGGGCUAGAGCGAGGAUUUUAUUUGAAUUCACUCACUCUUGCCAGGGAAAAGGGUGUGUGUCAGGUCUGCCCAGGUGGCUCCUGGGAAGAGUGGAGGACUUUCAUAUACAUAGAGCAGCACUUUUAACCCCUUUUUGGUCCCUCCACUCUUCGCAGCAGUCAGGGAGAGACACAGUGAUCGCUAGAGAUGGGAGAGCAACGGUAUCCCAUCAGAUUUGGUAGUGAGGGCUCGCCUCAUCUUCUCUUCAACCUGGGCUUUUCACACCGGAAAGUGUUAGGGGCAAUAAGAUAUCCAAUUCGCCUUACUGCCAUUUUUCGCAUCAGGUGAAGAAGAGGCCCGAGAUCUAGUUGAGGUUAGCGUAGCUGACUGAGACAGCUCUAGGUACUGUAAUGUUUACCCCCGGGGGUCCAGUGAUGAUUAAGGGUGCCCCGGGGCCCAGAAUCAGCGUGGCCGGUGCUCUCCUAUUCUUGUUUAUGAAAAAAAGCACAGGGACAUCUUCUUUCAUUGUCACUGUUUCUCAAUCUCCAUUAGCAUUUCCAUAUUGUGAGUAUUUGAUUUACUUCUCUCUUUUUUUUUUACAUAAUAGAUGUACAUUGAAAAAAAGGACAUUAACAAGAUAAAAAAAAUGAAAUAAAAAGCAGAAUUUAUUUAUGAUAAACACAUAGAGCACAGGUGUUGUCAGGCCGUAUGGAGAGGAAGAAGAAGACAAAGAAGUAAUAUUAAUAUAUUAUGGUAGAAGUGCACAUUAUGCAAUCUAGGUUUCUGAUUAUUUCAUAUCUCCCAUAUUUUCAUGAGCUCUCGUCCACAGACAAAGGGCCUGGGAACGAGGACCAGGGGAGGGCAGCCUGGGCCCGGCCCCCGAGGGGGAGUGGACUUAUCUGUCCCAGAAUAGCUCACAUUGGUGUACACAGGGGCAGAGUAGCUGUGUCUCCCACACUCACUCAGUGUAGCAUCUCCCAAAGGAUCAUUCUCAUGAACACCCAGUGCCCCCGACUCUCCUCAUACACACCUUUCAUGUUCUCUUGUGCAUGUGUGUACGUGUGUGUGUGCGCGUGUUGAGCAAGUCCAUAUUUCAGUGACUUCACAUCCGUUAAUAUCUUUGACUUAGGAUCAUAAUCAUGACUUAAGCUGUCCCCAGAGCAUGUAUCAGCCCAUUAUCAUCAUUUGUUCAUAAAGAACAUCAAAAUUUCACCGUAAAGCCAAGCCUUGUAUGAUCUGAGGUUUGUGCCUCUAAGAGGCUACAAAAUCUGCAAAUAUGCAAUUCUUAUUUAUUUUUUUAAUCGAUUCUGAGAAAAAAAAAACACCUAUGGAAAGUGUUCUUAACCACUGAAAGAUGUAACAACAAACAAAUGACACAAAACUAGCAAAGUACGUCACACAAGCCUGCUGUUCGUUUUUCUUUCCUGUAUUAUUUGUAGUAUUAUUUUAACCUUUUCUGUUUUAACUAUGUGCCGUAGUUCAAAGGUAGACUGUGAAAAAUUAAACCAUAAAAAAGCAUAUAUAUCACACCUGAACAGGUAUUUAAGAAAAGAUGAAAAGAAGACACACACACACACACACACACACACACAUACAACAAAGAUAUGGCUGUUUAGUUGCUCUGUCUGCGGCAGAAUAUGACAAUCUUAUUAGUUUAUUUGAAUCUGACGUCCUUUUCUUAGCUACCAGUCGACUAACGCUCUCCCAACAUUGACCAGGUUUGAUUUAACCUAUCAUGAAAUGUUGUAGCGAUGCUGUGAGAGUCUUAGCCCAAAGGCUAGGAGAAGCACCUCAGGCUACUGUAAAAUGCCUUGCUCGUAUGGUCAGCCCUUGGUCACUUGACUCAGUAAUUUUGCACCGUAUUUCUGUAGGUAAAAAACUGUAAAUACAUUAAUGUUUGUAUUGUAUAUGGAUCCUGGGUUGUUACAAUAGCCUUAUUCACCUUUUUAGGAAAGUCAAUGGAGAAAAAAAGUACAGAAAAAUGGAAUACACUUCAGUAAAACAGAGCAUACUACUUUUUUGGUAAAUAGCUUAUGUAAAUAUUGACCAGAACCCAAUAAAAACAUUUUUUUAUGAACUCCUAAAGUAAGAUGUUUUGUAUAAAAUUUGAAUUUUUUGCUAUGUAUUUUAGCUAGCGCUCAAUGGAAAGCCCAUGUUCUCCCCACUCCCUCCCCUUUUGCACUGUUUCCAUGGUAAUUUGGUUUUUAAAAAAAUGAGAGAAGAGUUGCCAAACCGACUGCUGCAUAUUUGUGCCAUAAGUGUGUACCAUAAAUAUUUAUUGAAUUAGUUUCUUUUUCUUUCUUUUUUGUUCCGUUUAUGAUUUAACUUCAGUCUAGUUUGUAAGUAACACAGUAUUAUAUUUGCAUUAUUUGUUUUCUACCCCUGGUUUUCUUUAGUCAUGUCAUGGUUACCGUGUGGCUGUAGCCCUGUUCUCCCUUUCCUUGCAGUGUGAGAUGGCCAGGCUGUGAAAAUAUGGUUUUAACAUUCAACGAUUUAAAACACGUUCAAAGUGAGGAUAAAUGACACACAUUCCACCAGUCUGUUACAAACUGAAAAUGUUUUUCAA